AUGAGAUCUCCAGAGGUUUCCAAUGGUGCACCGGCGACCACUGUCCGCACGCGCGGAUAUCAACAAGAGAUGUUGGAUGAAAGUCUUCGCAUGAAUCUUGUCAUUGCGUUGGACACCGGCUCUGGGAAGACUCAUAUCGCUGUGCUCAGAAUGAAGUUGGAAUCUGAGCGUGAACUCUCGAAGGUGUCGUGGUUUCUGGCGCCCACCGUUGCCCUUGUCGAGCAGCAAAGCGAAGUCAUCAAAAGCGCUAUCCCAGUUUCUGUGACAGCGAUAUCUGGUGCUUCCGAACCCAAACAAUGGAUCGAUCCCAAGUUGUGGCGGAGCGUUCUAGACACUCAUCGCGUAAUUGUAUCGACGCCGCAGAUAUUACUUGACGCACUACACCAUGGAUACAUAGACCUCGGUAGAGACAUAGGCCUCCUGAUCUUCGAUGAAGCUCACCACGCAAUGUCCAAACAUCCUUACAACAUGAUCAUGCAGAAUUUUUACUUUUCUCUUCCUCCACGUUCGGAGUGCGUGAACACGAAUGGUAGAAUGAGGCCAAUGGUGCUCGGCCUAACCGCCAGCCCUAUUUACGGAGGGAAUGUGGACGCCUCUUUCCAUGCAUUGGAGCGGAACCUUGACAGCACAAUCCGGUCAUCCAGAAUGCACCGCGAAGAGCUUGCUCAAUACGUACACAGGCCGGUCUUCAAACACAUCUUCUAUGACUGUCCGCCUUAUCUCGAAGACGAAAUCCCCUCAGCCAAUUAUCAAGCUUUGCAGUCGGUAGUUGAUUUAAUGAAGAUAGAGGACGAUCCAUAUGUCAAGUCACUGCGAAAUCAGCUAAAGCGAGCCAAUCCCGGGGACGAGUGGAGGCGCAUCGAUCAGCAACUGUCGAAGACCAUCCGCAAAGAGGACACAUUUUGUCAUAAAGGCUUGAGAGAUUUCGCUCGAGCGGCCCAAGACAUAGGACUAGAACUCGGACCGUGGGCGGCGGAUUGGUAUGUCCUUGAAGUCAUUGAACAGGCACAGCGUGCCGCGGAUCCUUACAAUAACAUCAUGGCAAGCUGGGGGAAUACCGAGAAGCGAUAUCUCCUAGAUACUUUGGCUAAGGUAAAACCUAUCAAGGUGCCCUUCGACGAAAAUGCCCUUUUUUCUGGCCUCUCUAGCAAGGUCUGGACCUUGGCCAAUUGUCUUGUCGCGGAGGAGAAGGAAUUCAGAUCGCAGAACGAAAGUUACAGCGGUCUUGUCUUCGUCACCCGUCGGGAUACGGUACUUGCCUUAGCAGAGGUACUUAGGCGAUUGCCCCAGACUGGACAGCUUUUCCGUAUAGGCUGUCUUGUUGGUAGUUCCUCGAGUUUUAGUCGACAUGCUUUCCUUGAUAUCACCCGGCAGCUGGUCAUAGAUUCUCAUUUAGAUACCCUCGCUGAAUUUAGGAGCGGAGAAAAGAACCUGAUCAUCUCCACCUCAGUGGCUGAGGAAGGGAUCGACAUUCAGGCGUGCGGGAGUGUCAUCCGAUUUGACCUACCUCCGAAUACCGUAUCAUGGGCGCAAAGCAGGGGCAGAGCGCGAAAGAGUAGGAGCAGUUUCGUUCUGAUGUUUGAGAAUGGAGCAGAACAACGACAGAAAGUUGAAGAGUGGGAGCAGACGGAAUAUAAGAUGAUGACCCUAUACAAUGAUCCUAACAGGAUUUCCGGUGCAGUUUUCGAGGAAGACGAUGACGAGGAGGUCGAUCUGCAAUAUGUCGUGCCAUCUACAGGUGCCAUUCUUACCCUGCAUUCUGCUACCAGUCAUUUGAAUCACUUUUGUGCGGUCCUCCCUAACUCUGCUUAUCAGUAUGCAGCAUAUGAUCUCGAUCCUCCCGACUUCCCCGAAGACUGGCAUUCCAAACAAGAUGAAGAGAAAGGUAUUCCUGUCUAUCAGGGACCGUGGGGUGCUACCAUAACGUUACCCAGAGCGCUUCCGAAGCACUUACGUACCUUUACUACACCCCGAGAACACAGAACAAAGCGGUCAGCUCAACGACACGUAGCCUUCCAAGCCUAUGUCGAACUCCACAAGGCGGGAUUGUUAAACGACCAUCUCUUGCCUCUGACGAGUGCCAUGGAGCCCGAUCAGGGUGAAGAAGUGAAACAGCUCUUGGCAGAGAUCGAGAAGCGUGCCGGGAUGGAACAGGUGUCCAUCCAGAUGGAUCCCUGGGCUCCAGAGACAAACAGUCACGGAUGGUGGCGAGCAGAGCUCGUCAUAGCUAGCCUGCCAAAGUUAUACAUAUUAACCAGAGACACUCUGCCGCCGCUUUCCGAUGAAGAGUCGCCGACGCUGCACUUGCCCGGGCGAGGUAGCGUGAAAGUGCGGAUUCAACCCCUAGGUCGAUUUGACGGAGGGAGCGAUUACAUCGAGCGCGCGCGAGAAUACACUCGUCGCUUAUUCUUCACGCUAUACGGCUCUCACACGGAUCCGGACAAAACCGACUUCUCUUAUCUUUUCUUGCCGGCACAGGAAAAUAAAGACGAACCUGGGUGGGAGAAACGUCGCAAAUGGAUGAAGCGUCGUCUCGAGCGCGCUGUGGCGACGCGCCUGGAAACCGCCGAACGAGCUAAUGUCGAGGCGUUCAACAAGCAGUUCGGGUUUCCAACGGAUCUUUCCCUCAUUCGGUCGAAUGAGAGGUUUGGCAAAUUUAGGCGGUUCGUCCGAUGGCGCUACGAGCUUCUUACGGAGGAAGAGGAGGAAGAACUUCGUGAGAGAUACGAAUCCCAUCCGGAUAUUCGCAUCACAUACCCACUGCUGGAGGUGCAAGCCUUCCCGCAGCGUGCAAACUUCCUCAUUCCUCUUGCGGCCCCCAGCGAAGGUCUUCCCAACGAGGAAUCGAUUUUUUUGCUGCCUAGUCUCGCGACCGUAGAGCUAGUAUCUAACCAAGACGUCUACUUCGCCAUGUACCUACCAUCUGUCCUCAGGGCCCUGGCGAACGUUUUGACGGUCGUUUCCCUGCGUGAGACACUGUUGGCUGGAUCACCAGUAUCUCAGGCACCAUUUUCUCUCCUCACCACUGCCGUGACGGCACCUGUCUCUCAAGAACUGUCCAACUACCAGCGGCUGGAGACAUUGGGUGAUACCGUGCUGAAAUAUGUCACCACCAUCCAGCUUUUCGCCGAUCACCCUCUCUGGCACGAGGGAUAUCUUGCCCGACGCAAAGAUCACGCUGUGUCCAACAUUCAGCUCGCAAAGCAAGCGAUUUCGAAGCGCCUGUAUCAGUGGAUCAUUCGCGACCGCUUUGUGCCCAGAAAGUGGAGACCUCAUUAUAUCACGGAUGUAGACGUACAGAACGUGAGUACAGAGGAAACAAUACCACUCGACGAUAAGAAGAAGAAGACGCAGGCAUUGUCUACGAAAGUCUUGGCAGACGUUGUCGAAUCGCUCAUCGGGGCUGCAUAUGAGCAUGGAGGGUUCGAUCUCGCGGUCGACUGCACCUCGAUAUUCGGCAUGGGCCUCACCUGGAAGAAGAUCCCCGUGCACAUAGAGAACAUCCUUGCCAUCACCGAGGAGCUUGAGAAUCCUCCGCCACAGCUUGCUCUUGUGGAGCGCAUGAUCGGCUACCAGUUCUCUCGCAAGGCUCUGCUCGUCCAGGCGCUCACGCACGCCAGCUACCACGGCGACACGGCGUCCAUGUCCUACGAACGUCUCGAGUUCCUCGGCGACAGCGCUCUGGACAUGAUCGUCACAGACUUCCUCUACCACGCGCCGGGCAAGAACUACAAGCCGGGCCACAUGCACAUCCGCAAGGAGGCGCUCGUGAACUCCCACUUCCUGGCCUUCAUCUGCCUCCGGACCCACACCGACGUCGACGGGAUCUCGCACCGGUGGACCCCCGCGGAGGGCGUGACGACCACGCCCGACCGGCAGACGAUCCACCUCUACCAGUGCCUGCUGCACUCGAGCCACCGCGUGCUGGACGACCAGAACGUCGCGUUCGGCCGGUACAAGCGGGGCGGCCAGGACAUCCAGGACGCGCUGGACCGCGACGCGAUAUACCCCUGGGCCGCGCUGACGAGCCUGCAGUCGCCAAAGUUCGUCAGCGACAUGGUGGAGAGCCUGCUCGGCGCGGUCUUUGUCGACGCCGCGGGAGACCUCGGCGCGGUCCGCGGGGUGCUGCGCACGCUGGGCGUCGUCGGGAUCAUGGAGCGCAUCGUCGCGGACGACGUCGACGUGCAGCACCCCAUCUCGCGCCUGACGAUCUGGGCGGACAAGCAGGAGCCGAAGCGGAAGGCGAAGCUCGAGGUCACCAGAGCGGACGGGAACGUCUCCUGCGCUGUGCUCGUAGACGGCUCCGAGGUCGUCGAAGUGACGGAGGUCUAUCGGAGCAGGGCGAGCCAGGAAGAGGUGCGGUUUGCGGCUGCGGAGAAGGCCAUCAAGAUACUCAACGUCAUCGAGGACGACGACGAUUGGGGCGACCCGUUAGAGUACGAUUGGUAG
Messenger RNA from Fibroporia radiculosa, 4449 nucleotides. RefSeq lists its product as uncharacterized. The transcript has 6 exons. The record is from RefSeq and is a predicted model, not a curated record. Gene Ontology annotation, cellular component: RISC complex; cytoplasm; nucleus. Bases 1 to 4449 code for a protein of 1482 amino acids. Gene Ontology annotation, molecular function: RNA binding; ribonuclease III activity; ATP binding. NCBI's taxonomy places the organism in Eukaryota, Fungi, Basidiomycota, Agaricomycetes, Polyporales, Fibroporiaceae. Gene Ontology annotation, biological process: siRNA processing.